AUUAACCAUUAAAGCCACAUGUCCCAUGGAGCUGAAAAAUUUUCCGAUGGAUAGACAGUCGUGUCCCCUUAUAUUUGGUAGCUAAUUGUAAUAUUUCAGAUGGCUAUACGAACCAACAGCUAGUUUACGAAUGGAAAGAUCAAGAUGAUGCCGUGUCAUUUGUCCCCGGAAUGACUCUUAACCAAUUUGAUCUCAUUAGCAUGAUGCACCGCAAUUUCACGUCAACACGACGAGAGGGUGACUUUUCAGUUUUACAAGUAGCAUUCAACCUCAAACGUCAUACCGGAUACUUUCUAAUCCAAGUUUAUGUGCCCUGCAUUUUGAUCGUGGUAUUGUCUUGGGUAUCAUUUUGGAUACAUCGUGAGGCCACUAGCGACCGUGUCGGUCUCUGUGUAACAGCAGUUCUAACACUAUCAACCAUUAGUUUGGACUCACGGACUGACUUGCCAAAAGUCAAAUAUGCAACUGCCCUAGACUGGUUCCUUCUGAUGAGUUUUCUCUAUUGCAUAGCCACUUUGCUAGAAUUCGCGGGUGUUCAUUAUUUUACUAAACUUGGCAGUGGCGAAAUACCACGUCUGGAAGAGCACUUGGAAAAUAUCAGGAAAACUAACAUAGCACAUGGCAUUGAAGCCAACAAAAAAGUUAGUGACGAGGAUAUAGAAGAUAAUGGUAGCGAUGAGGCCAGUGAGCAAAUGAACUCACAGAAUGAUAUUUGCGUUUGUUCGGAAAAUGACACUCUUGAAUUCGAAUCUGCAGAAUCAUUACCAACAGCACUAGAUGACACUGCUUUUCGUAAACGGAAUGCCCUCACAUGUCCUAUCUUUACCGCCUCGUCGCGUGGAGCCACCAUGGAACGAACCACACAAACGGAACCCCCCGUCAUUUCGCGUAUGCGACAGAUAUGGCUCUGCCUCAAGAGUGACGACCAGUUCCGAAAACAGCGUGAGCGUGACGCAGCUGCAGAAAAGACUGAACAAGGUCACAACGUAAGCUAUGUAAACAGCGUUUCGUUAAUCGACCGCUUCGCGCGCAUUGCGUUUCCGAUGUCAUUUGUGCUUUUUAAUCUUUUAUACUGGUUGGCCUACGGAAUGUAUAAAAAAGAGUUUUCAUGGUCCACUAUAAAGACAUAGCUUUCUUCGACUGUAGUUGUUUUCUAUAAUUUUUUUGGCGUUAGGUUAAAUAAUGUAUCUUACUGCAAAUAGAUGGUGGGUGCCUUAUGAAAGUUGUAACAUGAAAUAAAGUGAAAUAAAUUUGUA
Drosophila pseudoobscura is the source of this 1256-nucleotide messenger RNA. RefSeq names its product gamma-aminobutyric acid receptor alpha-like. The record is from RefSeq and is a predicted model, not a curated record. Gene Ontology annotation, molecular function: chloride channel activity; GABA-A receptor activity; neurotransmitter receptor activity. Gene Ontology annotation, cellular component: plasma membrane; neuron projection; synapse. Lineage: Eukaryota; Metazoa; Arthropoda; Insecta; Diptera; Drosophilidae. The transcript has 4 exons. The coding region runs from base 171 to 1130 and encodes 319 amino acids. Gene Ontology annotation, biological process: chloride transmembrane transport; nervous system process; regulation of membrane potential.